Marasmius oreades (fairy-ring Marasmius) is the source of this 285-nucleotide messenger RNA. RefSeq lists its product as uncharacterized. The coding region runs from base 1 to 285 and encodes 94 amino acids. Lineage: Eukaryota; Fungi; Basidiomycota; Agaricomycetes; Agaricales; Marasmiaceae. The record is from RefSeq and is a predicted model, not a curated record. The transcript is spliced from 2 exons.
AUGCUGAAACGGAAAAGAUGCACCGUCGAUGGCAUUCAAGCUUGCAAUGGAGCGGGUGAUCUCAAUCCUUUCGUACGUUAUUUGGCGACCACACCUGACGCCCUUGUACAGCAAGAAAGCAGUGCAAGGAAGGAGACUGCGAGGGAAGGAGGAAGAAGACAGGAGAACUCGAUGCUCCUUGGGCCGAUGAUUCUAUGGAUAUCGACGAAUAGUUCCGAAAGUCGUUUGGAGAUCAGUACAGAUGAUGCUUUGCUUGCCCUCCCAAUACGGGAGAAGAUCCUUUAG